AUGGCCGCCGAGUAUCCUCCUCCUGAGAGCAUCCCGCCGUACGCCGGCGGUCCGCCGCCGACAGAUUACGCGCCGCCGCCAGCCUACCCACCGACGGGCGCAAACCCUCCUCCGCCUGCGGGCUACGCAGACGUUGAGGCGGGCGGCGGCGCGGGCAAGCCGCCCGCCGCAACUGGCGGCGGCUCGGGAGGGUCGUCGAGGAUGUCGACGUUCAUCGGCAUCGGGCUGCGCGUCGCCGAGCUGCUCCUCUGCAUGAUCUCCUUCUCCCUGCUCGUGUCGACCAAGUACGACUACACCAAGCUCAGCGCGGGCGCGUUCCUCCUCGCCAUGACGAUCAUCGGGUUCAUCCUCGCCUUCUUCCUCCUCGUGCUCCUCGUCGCGUCGCUCUUCGUCUCCGCGCUCCGCCCCUUUCAGGGAAAGCUGCGCCUCUUCCAAGUCGUCGAGUGCUGGCUGCUCUCGCUGCUCCUCUUCGCGGCGGCGUGCACGGCGGGCGCGCAGGCGUCGGGCUGCGUCAACACGCCAGGAGGCACCUAUUUUGGCUACAGCAUUCCCGGUAACAAUGACUGCGGGCUGAUCAAGGGAUCUGUUGCUAUGGCCUUCCUUGCCGCCUUUACCUACAUUGGCGGAUUCUGGUACUACGCACUCUUGUCAUAUUAUAGGCGAUAA
Messenger RNA from Closterium sp. Naga37s-1, 666 nucleotides. The record is from the annotation of a GenBank genome assembly. NCBI's taxonomy places the organism in Eukaryota, Viridiplantae, Streptophyta, Zygnematophyceae, Desmidiales, Closteriaceae.